Molecule: messenger RNA, 2376 nt
Organism: Aureobasidium vineae
Lineage: Eukaryota; Fungi; Ascomycota; Dothideomycetes; Dothideales; Saccotheciaceae
Source: the annotation of a GenBank genome assembly
AUGGCAAAAUCUUCGAAACUCUGGUACGACAAACCUGCUAGCGAAUGGAACGAAGCUUUACCCAUCGGGAAUGGUAGACUGGGUUGUAUGAUUCAUGGUCGUACCGCGACCGAACUACUCUGUCUCAAUGAAGAUUCAGUAUGGUAUGGGGGACCACAGGAUCGAGUGCCACAAGACGCAUCGCAGAACCUUCAAAAGUUGAGAGAGCUCGUAAGAGAGGGUCAACAUGCUGAUGCUGAGAAGCUUGUCGAUCGGGCUUUCGGUGCUUCACCUAGCGGCCAAAGACAUUAUGAGCCAUUAGGAAAUGUCAAAGUCGAAUUCGGGCAUGAUGCUGACAAAGUGAUGGAUUAUCGCAGAGAGCUUGAGCUGACUACUGCUAUUCACACGACGGAUUAUAGCCAUGAAGGUGCCAAAGUCAAGGUGGAGAUGCUGGCAAGUGCGAUUGACCAAGUCAUUGCCAUACGUAUUCAAAGCAGCAGCAAUUUCGAGUUUGCCGUCAGGCUGACAAGAGAGAGCGAGAUUGAAUACGAAAGUCACGAAUACCUGGACUCUGUGAGAACAACUGACAAUCAAAUUAUCAUGCUCGCAACCCCAGGAGGCUAUCAAAGCGUCAGGGCUUGUUGUGCUCUUGGUAUCAGAACGGACCAUGAAGGCACCGUGGAAGCUCAAGGUGGUUCGCUGGUCGUCACUGCCAAAGAAGCGCUGGUUGUGAUUGCCGCGAGAACCAGCUUCCGCCACGAAGAUUUCGAAGCUGUAGCAGUUGGAGACGUCUCUGCAGCACUUGAACGUGGAGCAGAAAAGAUCUGGGACCAUCACGUUCAACACUAUCAAUCCUUUUACCAUCAGACCCAACUCACACUGGGUCCACCUUCACCUCACGAUGGACUUUCUACCGACCAAAGAAUCAAGAAAGGCACAACGCCAGCUCUGGUAGCUCUAUACACGAAUUACUCUCGCUAUCUUCUUCUGUCCAGCAGUCGACCGAGUAACGGCAACGAUCGAACACUAGAUCUGCCAGCCAACCUUCAGGGUAUCUGGAAUCCAUCUUUCCACCCAGCUUGGGGUUCAAAGUUCACCCUCGAUAUCAACCUACAGAUGAACUACUGGGGGUGCCUUCCAUUAUCUCUGGCUCCUUGUAUGGAACCUCUCUUCUCUCUCCUCCACCGGCUUGCCCUCCCGGAGAAUGGUGGUAGAGUUGCCAAGGAGAUGUAUGGUGCAAGAGGCUGGUGCUGUCACAACAAUACGGAUCUAUGGGCUGAUUGCUCACCCUGCGAACGCUGGCUACCUGCCACCCUCUGGCCGUUAGGAGGUGCUUGGUUGUCAUCCUUCAUCUGGGAGCACUAUCUCUUCACCUGCUGUAUCUCCACUCUUCGCAAGAACUUCCCAGUGCUUGAAGAAGCAGUGAAGUUCUGCCUGGAUUGGCUUGUCUCGGAGACUUUUCCAGAUGGCAAAGAGUACCGAGUUACAAAUCCUAGUCUCUCGCCAGAGAACACUUUCAUCGACGAAUACACAGGAGAGAAAGGAGUAUUCUGCAGAGGCAGCAUGGCGGAUCUCACAAUCAUCUCCUCGCUCUUUGAAGACUACCUUGAAGCUUGCAAGACUCUGCAUCUCAAGCCUCAUCUACUACGCGAAGUAGGCAAGGCAAUGCUUGCACUCCCUCCACCUUCGAUAUGCAAAAAGACCGGCCGAUUGCAAGAGUGGGGUAUCGCCAAUCACGCUGAUGCCGAACCCGGUCACCGCCAUAUCUCGCAUCUCCUUGGCGUAUACCCUUUCACCUGUAUAGAUAUGGAUGCCUCACCUCAACUCUCCCGUGCCGCACUAAGAUCACUCGAAAUCAGGCUAGCUCAUGGUGGCGGCCACACAGGCUGGAGUCGCUCACAUCUGCUCUGUAUUUUCAGUCGCCUUCGCAUGCCAGAUAAAGUUGCCGAGUCGUUUGCUGCUCUGCUCGAUACGUCAACCUUGGCAAACCUCUUCUCUUCGCAUCCGCCUUUUCAGAUCGAUGGAAACUUUGGCGCUGCAGCGGCAGUGGUCGAGUGCUUGGUGCAGAGUUUCGAGAUCACCGGACAAGGGCAGAGGGUUUUAAGGAUCCUGCCUUCUUGGCCUCAAGAGUGGGGUGAUGGCGAGGUGAAAGGAGUCAGAUGUCGAGGCGGCUGGAGCGUUGCGUUCAAGUGGAGGGAUGGUAUGGUUGAUGGACCUGUUGAAGUCAAGAGUGUUGUUGAAGAAGACGGAAGCGCACAUGGAGAUGCGGGCAAUGAGCACAGAAACAAGCAUCGAAGUUCUGAAGAGAGGCGGGGUGUCGUGGUAUUUCCCGAUGGUGGGUUCAUCACAUUUGAGGGCACUGGGACUCCCCCGUAUACCACUGAUCUCACACAAUAA